GGUUGUGUAUUGCUGCUGAUGAGAGUGCUAUAAUGUGUGCUGCUACCAGCCAUCGACAGGAAAAAGACUAAACGCUUCUCUGAAACCUGAUUAUGGACGCGUCUUGCUAACUCGGAACAGUCUUUGAAAGAUUCAGUUGGGAAUAUUUUAUCUCUCAAUUAAGGAUUAACGGUAGGAUACGGGUUUUGUUCGACAUUUAGGAAGCUAACCGAGCUAACGAGCACAGGUGGAUGAUUCGCCCUGUUCGUUGUGGCCUGGGAAUCUUGGGGAGGGAGAAAAACACUGAUAGAGGAACAGCUGUCUGUUCGUUUGCCAGUGUAGUCAAAAACAAAUAUAGCUAUUAACCUAGAUGUUUUUUGUCAGGGCCCAAGAAUUUGCAGAGAGCCUAGUUAUUUUCUGUUCAGUGAUGUCAAGGCAUGGGGUAACGGGUGGGCCAGCCAGCUAGCUAGCGUUAGCCGAGUUCAUCAGUUUGCUCCGCUUUCGAGAGGGAUGCUUUAGCAAGGCUAACCACCGCUAGCACGUCAAUACCUACCUCUUGGUAGCUAUCCAUGCUAUCCUGCACGGUCAUUCGCUUUUCUCUUCCGAAUAAUUAAUCUGCAUUAAGUGGGCUGUUUAGCAUUGUUUGCCCGACAUGAGAUAUAUAAAAUAGCCUUGAGAAGCGGUGACUUUAGGCAGUUUUGGAUAUUUAAGGAUGGCGAGGCCGAGGGAAGGUUAGCCCGUCCGACAGGGAAUUAACGUGCUGAGGUAGGUCAACACGCUAUCUUGGCUGUACUGCAAACUCAUAAAAUACAGCCGUAACAUGAUGGUCAGAUUUCCAUGAUCCCUCUGUAAAACCGGGUACUAAGCUACCGUGUGUGUGUGGUUUUUUUUUUGUUUGUUUGUUUUGUUUUUUCCUCUCUCGGGCAGUUUUACCCAGCUGUAUGAACCCAGGUAGACGUUGAGUAACCGUAUCUAACAUUAGACGUUAUUUCUUGUAGUUUUGGCAGGAUUAACUAGUUAAUGCGAUAGCGAAACGUUAGCUAACUAACUCAAACGCUAAAUGUCAACGAAUGGUAAUUUGUAUUAUGUUGAGGUUGAAUAGGUUAUUGGGUGGACUGAAAUUAAUUUAACCAAAGUUCACGACUUGCAGGCGAGUCACGGUCUCUAUAGCUGGCUAAUCAGGUAAAGUUGGUCAUAUUUAGCUUUCUAACAGUAUUAGCACGCUAUAAAAAGUAAUAUAGUUGUGUAGCGUUGGGUAUCUAAACACGAAACGAGGAAACCGUGCCAAGCGGCAGAGCAGCUUUGCCUGUUGGAAUAAAUGAACUCAUCAAACGCCAUGGUAACACCGCAGUAAAACAACAGUUCGGUCAUUUAAAGUCCCAGAGAAGUCCGACAGUUAAUUAUUUAUCCCCUAGUACACAGCGGCGCAUGGAUUUUAGCGGCAAUAUUCCUUUUGGCGAAUUAGAUAUGCUGAAACGAAAGCUGACUUUGAAUUCCAAACCUUACUGGUGAGGGGAAUUUUAAUAGAAGGACAUACCUCUGGACUACUUCCUCGUCAGGGGAGAGGAACCUAAAUGGAGCAGGUUCUCUCCAGCCCCCGAGGACAUUCCGAUUGGGAAGCUGACCAGAAUUCCUUUGGAUUCCUUAUUUUAGAUACAGACAAUGACGUCGUUCCCGGCAGCCCUAAAAAUGCCGAGCGACAUCAGAAAGGAGAGCCGCCCAUCGUCUCUCUAAGCUUUGACGAGAUUUUCCAGGAGAACGCCUUCAGUUUAGAUGACCUCUUUCGGGCGUCCCGGUAUUCUGGAUUAGAGCAGACCUACCCCUGGGAGCGGAGUACGGAAUGUGUCUCUCCUCCGCGGUGGGAUAAUCCAUCCCCUCAGGCCCAGGAGCUGGCUGAGGAGGUUUGCUGUGCUGUGGCCAGCGAUGUCGACACAGGAGAUCUAAUCAGCUUUAACUCCACAGCCCCCAGCCCCACACACACUGGUAGCAUGAUGCAAAUGUCAAGGCCGGGUUCACCCCUGCUGGUUUCGGAUUGCCUGCACCCCCUAGAGAGCGCCGACACAGGUUGCCCUUUAGAUGGCCUUGUAGGACAUCCCCUUCUAGAACCCUUACAGGACCACAUGCUUUCUCACACCUGGCUCCCCGAGAGGACUACUGUAAUUGGGUGCUGUCCAGACUUGCCUUCCCAGGUUAGGGAUUUCAGUCAGGAUCCAUAUUUGACCACACCUGAGCAGGUGAGGGACCUUCUGUAUAGCUCUGCAGACCUGCGGGAACCUGCUGGUAAUCUCUCAGGAGUACAGUGCUCAGGUAGGUGGGCACCCUGUGAACUUGAGCUACCAUCUUUAGCUCCUGUCCUCCUACCUGGGCCCAUCACUAGCCCCUCUUUUUCUUCACCCACCUGUUCUCACCUGCACCCUCUAAGUGAGCCCACCUACAUGGCAUUGCAUGCAAUGGUCCCCACCCAAUCAGGUCAGGGGAGUUGUGGCCUCCUGCAGCUACAUGAGGCAGAGACUGCAGGCCUGUCUGAUGCAUCUUCAGCUGGUAAUACAAUAGAUGACUGUAUAUCUGAGAGCCUGGAUACCCCUCAGUCAAGUGCAUGGUGUGUUCAUGAAAGAACCCUAGCAGGAUCAGAUUCGGAGGCCACAGCUGUAACAUCACACACUGAGUCAGUAUCACCUGCUUCAGCUGCCCAUAGCCUCCUUGACCAAAAUCUUUGUGAACUCAGAGAGGGGCAUCCUGGUGAGGGAGAAGAGUCUCCGCAGAUGGAAAUACAGAUGGAUAGAGACGUCUCUCGUGAUGACGACUCUCAGAAGUCCCUGGUGCAUGACCUUGAACUGGAAUUUGCUCUCGCAUCUGUUCUGGUUUCACCUGAGUCUGCACCUGAGCAAACAGUCCCAUCAUGCGUGAUGUUACUCUCCCCUCAGCCUGACUCCUUACCAGAGUGCAGCGGAGAGAAUCAAGAGUUCUGUCUGAAUAUACACACUCUGGGGACAGGUUCAUUAACUGAGUCACUGUGGAGCCUAAAUGGAGACAUUUCUGAAAUGUGUCAUUCCAUAUCACCACAUGCUGAUGACACCCAGAUUCCUGAACCACUUGCCUAUGAUUGUGCCUCUGACUCGGAGAGUCAGACCCCAUGGUCUCCUGCCUCUGAGAGUCAGGCACCAGCUGAAUAUGCUGCUGCCCUAGAAAUUCGGGAAACAAGGAGAAUAGCCCCACCAGCUGACUCCGUCCCUGCCUCUGAGAGUCAGGCAACCGCUGAUUCUGCCCCUGCCUCUGAGAGUCAGGAACCAUGUUCCCCUGCCUCUGAGAGUCAGGCACCAGCUGAGUCAGCCGCUGCCCCGGAAAUUCAGGAAACAAGAAGAAUAGCCCUGCCUGCUGACUCCGUCCCUGCCUCUGAGAGUCAGGCAACUGCUGACUCUGUCCCUGCCCUAGAAAUUCAGGAAACAAGAAGAAUAGCCCUGCCUGCUGACUCUGUCCCUGCCUCUGAGAGUCAGGCCCCAUGUUCGCCUGACUCUGAGAGUCAGGCACCAGCUGAGUCUGCCGGUGCCCCAGAAAUUUGGGAAACAAGAAUAGCCCCACCUCCUGGCUUCAUCCCAGCCUCUGAGAGUCAGGCCCCAUUCGCCCCUGCCUCUGAGAGUCAGGUACCAGCUGAGUGUGCCGAUACCCAGGAAAUUCAGGAAACAAGAAGAAUAGGUCCAUCUGCUGACUCCGUCCCUGCCUCCGAGUGUCAGGCACCCGCUGACUCCAUCCCUGAGAGAAGACCAACUCCAGCCACACUUGUCACUCAUGCUGCUCUGGACCACUCAUUUGAUCCAUCUGCAGAGCCAAUACCUGAAACUGACACCACCUCACCCACCUUUCAGGCCCAACUGCACACCUCACCCAUAGAACCAGAACCCUGUGAACCCAAACGUUUACACAUGGGUAGCCUAUUUGGGGAUGCAGGGAGCGAACAGACAAUCGACGCAUGUGUCGCAGACAUAUUAGUCCAAGUUGCACACACACUCAGUGCUGCACAUACACAUUCCCCCUCACCCACCAUGCCCUCUCACGAGGUGUUGACUUGCCCGCGUCAGUCAGAGACCCCCCCAGUGAAUGGUGCAACUCGACAGUGUUGGAUCAGCCCAAGUGACAGUGCUGCUGAAAAUACACAGGUACCCGAUGCGUCUGUGGACUCUUCCACUGCUGAUUAUGAGCGGACUUGCACGCGAGAUGUUGCGCCUGCAGGAUCUGGAACUCCAGGGGAUCCAAACCCAAGAAACAUCACAGCAAAGGACUGCCUGGCAUCCGAUGAAGGUCCUGAAAACACACACGCGCUAGCUGUCCCAUAUGGACAGAGCUGUGUGAACACACCCGCAGCGGAUUCGAUGGCUGUCCUCGCUGAGAGCUCGCCUUUGUAUGCAACAUUGCCUGCACCAGUUGUGUGUGUGCAGGAGGACAGAGAUAGCGAUCAGGAACAGGUAAGACAUUCCUUUGAGAGCCUUCCUGGCCGUUCAGACUCUUCCCCUCCCUCGGGUGAAGGCAGUCAGCUGACCAAAGUGGGCGUGGCUGUGGAGGAGGGGCAGGGCAGGGCCAAUGCCAGGCUCACUCAGUCAGCUGUCGUGAGUGCAGAAUCUGAUCCACCAGGCCAGUCUGAGUCCGAGCUGCCUCGGGUGACGCACACGCAGCCAAAUCUGUCUCAGGUAGCAGGCGUGCAGGUAAACGCACUCCUGGUUCUAAGAGAUGGCCGCCCCAGCGGAGUCUGCCCGCCGGAAGAAACGCACAGGCCGCUAAUGGAGAAGAACGUCUCCGUUCCCGGGCAUGCCGAAAUGGCUCUAGACCUGUACGUGAGCUCAGGCGCGGCCCAGGAAGGGUGCGCGGGUGCGGGGACGGUUUCCACGGCAACACAUCAGGAGGAGGAUCUCUCGGCGCUGCGGGCUGUUUUCCAGGCCCUGGAUCAGGAUGGAGAUGGAUUCGUUCGAAUUGAGGAGUUCAUGGAAUUUGCCACAGCAUACGGAGCAGAACAGGUGAAGGACCUGACGCGAUUUCUGGACCCAAGUGGCUUGGGUGUCAUCAGCUUUGAGGAUUUCCACAGGGGCAUCACUGCCAUCAGCAACGGAGGCUCCGAUCCUGAGCUGUACAGGCUCCAGCUCAGUCCACCAGACGGCAGCGGAGCAACAGAAGAAUAUGAUGAGCAGGCGGAAGUGUCAGACAGUGCAUAUCUGGGGUCGGAGAGCGCGUACAGCGAGUGCGAGACGUUUACAGAUGAAGACACGGGUGCGCUGGUGCACCCCGAACUGCACGAAGAUGUCGAGACAGACAGUGGUAUCGAAAACACACUCACAGAGAACGAGGAGCGCAACAGGUUCUCCCUUGGCGCUGAUUUGCAUGGUCACACCCUGGGUCCUGUGAUUUGUGGAGAAGAGGAGCACUUUGAAGACUUUGGGGAGAGUAACUCUGCUGCAGACCUAAUGCUGGCCAAUCAAGAGGAGGGGAGGGCGGCGCCUGAGGGAGAGGGAGACCCGGAGCCACACCCACAUCCUGUUAGCCCACUGCAUCGCCCAUCAAUGCGAGUGCCACCCAGCUCUGACCUUUUUCCCGCUAGCUUCCAGAGCUUUCUGCAGUCGGAAUCUCUGGAGUUCUUCUGCACGCACUGUCACAAACAGAUCAGCCGCCUUGAGGAUCUGUCUACGCGUCUGCACUUGCUAGAAAUGAAUAGCUCCAGCAAAAGGUUGUCCAGUAAGAAGGCAGCAAGGCAUUUGCUGCAAUCUGGUGGGCUGGAUGGCAUGAGCAGUCUUAGCCGAGACGUCCUAGACCUUGCUGACAGUGACAUCACUGAUAAGGUGUUGCUGUUGGAGCGGCGUGUAUGUGAGCUGGAGAAGGACUCCGAGGAGAGCGAGGAGCAGCACACUCGUCUCCGGCAGGAGAACCUGGCGCUGGUGCACCGCGCCAACGCCCUGGAGGAGCAGCUCAAGGAGCAGGAGCUUGGUGCUGAAGAGAACCUGCAGACCCUCACGCGCAGACACCGUGACACCCUCACCAAACUGCAGCGCGAACGAGACCUGGAAAUUGAGAAUCUGCAGGCCAGGCUACACCUGUUGGAUGAAGAGAACAGUGAGUUGAGGUCAUGUGUACCCUGCCUGCGAGCCAACAUUGAAAGACUGGAAGAGGAGAAAAGAAAGCUCCAGGAUGAGAUGGAUGAUGUCUCUGACAGAUUAAAUGAAGAAAUGGAGUCUCGCAGGAAAAUGGCAGACAAACUAAGCCACGAGCACCAUAGCAACCAGAAAGAGAAGGAGAGUACGCAGGAGUUAAUCGAGGACCUGCGGAAGCAGCUGGAGCACCUACAGCUGUUUAAGCUGGAGAUGGAGGCGCGCCACGGCCGUAUGCCUGGCGCCGGCCUACAGGAGUACAACACACACAUGAGAGAGAAUGAGCUAGAGCAGGAGAUCCGCAGACUGAAACAGGAUAACCGGAGUUUGAAGGAGCAGAAUGAUGAAUUGAAUGGCCAGAUUAUUAAUCUGAGUAUUCAGGGAGCCAAAAGUCUCUUUACCGAGUCCCUGUCCGAGUCCCUGGCUGCCGAGAUCAACAACGUCUCUCGAGCAGAGCUUAUGGAGGCCAUUCAGAAGCAGGAGGAAAUAAACUACCGCCUGCAGGAUUACAUCGAUCGCAUCAUCGUGGCCAUCAUGGAGUCCAACCCUUCCAUACUAGAAGUGAAGUAAUCACAAUGGCAGCAGGCAUUUAAGAACCCCCAGCCAAUGGCAGGCCAGGAUGUGAGGACUCCAGUGGACCCCAGUGUGCUUUCCAGAUUAAAGUGGAUUUAUAUUCCUGUUUUACAACUGCACCUCUGCUCUCGUCCCUAUUCAGCAGCUCUGUUUGGACAUUACUAAUGAGUGCAAUAGCUCUAGCAGGACCAUGUUCUGUGGACAAAUCACGUGUGUGUGUGUCUGUGUGUGCAUGCGUGCGCAUAUGGCUGUUGGUUCCUGUGACUUCCCUAUGUUGUGGGAUUGAGGGGCCCAAUCCCCCUCUCUCUGUGUGUGUGUGUGUGUGUGGUGUUCGUAUGUGCACUAUGUCUAAGAAAUGCCCUCGGCUAUUCACGCUACAUGCACAUUUAAUGAGUUUAGCAAAACCACGCACUCACAUACUAGGUUGCACACAAACCUACACCUGCUGAGACUGUAAAUGUUUGGCUUUGGUUUUGCUUGAAUUUAAUCCUAGUCCAGCUCCAUGAGUGAACCCAUGUGAGGGAUACCUUGUAUCCUGAGGGAGGGUGUGGGGGAGUGUGGCUGUGUUCUCAUAUUGAUGAUGUCCUAAUAAGAGUGAGAUGACCACUGACAGUUGUUUGCUAAUGUUGUUGUUGAACUCACAGAAGGUUUGGUGUAUUCAUGAUAUAUGUUUACUCAUUUGAUUUGUUUAUUUCAUCUUGUCUAUUUAUUACAAUGAAGCAGAAAGCAAAGGGUCGAAACGGACAAAAUCCCACAAGUCAUCUGAGGCCUCCCAUCUGAGCAUGGCUGUCCAUGUUUCCGGCAGGAAAAUAGCUGUUCUUUGCUGACAGGGAAGGUAGUGCUUUGUGGGAAGUGUAGUUCUGUGCCCAUGUGUUUUCUUGCUGAGUGAGAGAAGCUGAACCCAGCGGACUUCCUCCUGUGGCCGGGAUUAUGAAGAGAGACUUUCAAUUCUUGUACAAUAAGAGACUUUUCUCAUUACCUUUUGAAAAAAUUAUAUAUAUACACUUUCCUCACAUAUCUGGAUGAAAAUGAUUGCACUUUGAAAAGCAAUUUGAAGCGUCCUUCGGUUGCUUGGACACCUUGUGACAUUUUUGCUGAAUUCUGAUGGAGAGAGGAGGGCGAUGGGAUGAAGACAAGCUCAUGACAACUACUAAGAAGAGUAUGUUCACACAUGUUAUGCACACACAAGCUCACUGUAUGGAAAUUGUAUUCUGUAAAUGUUUUUUCCUCAUCUCACCAUUUCUGUUGGUACUUUUAUAGACGAGGAAAGGAGAUUUAGUUUAAAGUUGUCUUCUAACCCCUCACGCUCAUUUUGGCCAUGUGAUGGGCUGUGUGUGUGUUAUGUAUAUAUAUGUGUCUGUGUGUGUGUGUGUGUGUGUGUGUGUCUAGCUCGACUGGGACAGGUAUGGAGAGCUUUGAUUGUGCGUAUUAAACUACUGUCAGCCUAGUUUUAGGAUCAGUUUAUGCACAUAACACAGAGUAAAUAUAAAGGCAAACAGGCAGAUCUGAUCCCAUGUCAGUGUGGGCCUUGGGGACCCCUCCGGUUUCUCCGCUGGUACGAGGUCGAGAGCCAGAAACUUGAGAACGUUCAUACUGAGAGUAUGGAUGUCAAAGGCACGUUUCUCUUUUUGAAGGGUUAUGGGGAUUACAUUGUUGCUUUUCUCAUUUUUGUAAUGUUUUCUCAGUUUUCCUCAGCUCUACACUACACACUCACUCCAAACCAAACAUGCUUUUUUUGGGGGGGGGUGUUAAUCCCUUUUGCUCUUCCAGUACUCGUAUCGACCAAAAAGUGCUUAGAUCUGCUCUGCUGAAUUACGUUUUAGAGCUGUACAAAUGUUACCCUUUCGCAGAAUUUUAAAGACGCGAGCACACACACACACAACCCCACCCACCCAACAAAUGCAACUAUGUCUUUCUCCCCUAGUUAGUAGCCAGGGUCUGCUAGCGUGUGUGAGCGCGGGUCGCAUCUUUUAUUUCUCGGUCCGGAUCUAUUUUUCUCAAAUUUCAACAUGGAAAUGUGCUCCAGGUGCAAUGAAUGCACACUGUUGCUGAUGUGGAAAUGGUAAAUACUGAUGAAGAUGUGUAUAUAAAUCCUCUUUUUGUGAAUCUGCACUCACUUUCUAAUGUCCAAAGAAAACAUUUCACUGCUGAGCAGACGCUUCACUGGUCACUUAGAAUACUAAUUUUAGUUAAAAGUAAAUGUUUUAAAAAAAGAAGAAAAAAUCUUGUAAUGAAGGAUAAAAUUGUAAAAUGAAGUUUAUUCUGAUUAUCAAGUAACCUGUGUAAAUUAAGAGAUCAGUAUUGUCUUCUGCUGUAAGGAUUUUUGGUUUGUUUUCAUUUUCGGUUUCUUUUGAAGAUGCCCCGCAAGAUGCAUCACUUACUGUUUGGGGGUCCUAUAGAUUUUCAAGUAAUUGUACAAAAGUAACGAAUAAAUAAAAUGAACAUGCUCUGCUGA
Electrophorus electricus (electric eel) is the source of this 9135-nucleotide messenger RNA. It is a transcript of the gene rab11fip3, whose product is annotated as RAB11 family interacting protein 3 (class II). Gene Ontology annotation, cellular component: recycling endosome membrane; cleavage furrow; endocytic vesicle. Gene Ontology annotation, molecular function: calcium ion binding. Gene Ontology annotation, biological process: endocytic recycling; regulation of cytokinesis. Lineage: Eukaryota; Metazoa; Chordata; Actinopteri; Gymnotiformes; Gymnotidae. The record is from RefSeq and is a predicted model, not a curated record.